UUAAAAGCUGCCAGACCGCUUUUGGGUUCAAGGCUGCCACCCUGUUCUUUGAGAUUUAUUUAUUAAUUAAUUGGCCACAAAAACCAAGAAAAAAACAAUAUAAGAAGAAAAUUUUGGUGAGACUGGUAUUCACACGCACACAUACAUACAUACACAUAUUGGCAGUGCCGUUAGCUAAAGCUAAGUGAAAAUGUAUCUGCAAACAACAAAUGGCAAUAUUUGCAAGCAGAUAUGAACGAAAAUUACCUAUUGAUGACACUGAGGCUAUAAGCUGCGAAAUCUCUACAGUCGAGGAGGUCGACGGGCAUACGGAAUAUUUACUGCGUGUGCAGAGGGGAAACAGCUCCUGGACUGUUCUACACCGAUACAAUGACUUCAAUAAACUGCACCAAUGUCUUCGUAUCUCUGGCAUUGAAUUGCCGUUGCCUGGCAAGCGCAUCUUUGGUAAUAUGCGUCCGGACUUCAUAGCUGAACGGAAAGAAGCAUUGCAAGUUUACAUAAACACAAUACUAAUGAAUCCCAUAUUGGCAUCAUCGCUGCCGGCCAAGCGCUUCGUCGAUCCCGAAAGCUACUCUCAAUCAUUCCAUGAUCAUGCAGUGCAAAAUGCACUGCUCUGCCUACGCAAUGAUUCAGUGUGGGCACUGGGCGCUACAAUGGGUGCUAUAGGUUGGCGACUACGCAAGCAUUACUUUAAGUUGACGACCAAGCCGCCAGAGAAGAGCAACAAGUUGGUGAAGAGUGGAUCUCAGACACAUCAAAGCAAACACUUUGCUGCUGGCAGCAAUGGAGGCAGUCACUCAAUCUCAAUUGAUGCUGGCUCAGCGGAUCCCAAUGCGGAAAUGGUCGCCGAAUGGUGUGAAUAUGGUCCGGACAAGUUUGUCGAAGAAAAGGAAAUUAAUGGUGUCCUGAAGAGUUUAAUUGGCUUGCAGCAUCCACACAUUGAAUCAAUAGUUUUCGCAGCAAACACAGAAAGUGGUUGCUUGGUUAUCAGAAAAUUCCAUAAACACGGUACUCUGAAGGAUGUGCUGUGCAUGGCAACGCCCAAGAAUCCGUUUCUGAGCAAAUACGGCAAUCCCAAGGGACGCACUGCACUCUCCAUGAAGCAAGUGGCAACCUAUGGCAAACAGAUAUUGGAUGCUUUGAUAUUCUUGCAUUCAAAAGGCUAUGCUUACGGUCACUUACAUUCCGGCAACAUUGUCAUUGUGGAUGACUGCGUCAAACUGUUGGAUGUUGAGAAUUAUCUGCUAGGUGUACCAGCGUUCUAUCGACCAUUUUUUGUACAGCACAGCAAGAUCCAUACUAUCGAGCAGGUUGAUGUAUACUGUUUUGGUCAUGUACUCUUCGAAAUGGCCAUGGGUUAUCCGCUGCAGGAGUCCGUUGUGCGUCAGAUCACCGAAUGCCCGGAAGCAUUAAAAUCUCUGUUGGAGAGCAUACUUUCGAAGGAAGCAUGCAAGGCUGGCCUGCCCACAUUGGAACAGUUGUUGGCACACAGAUUCUUCACACAGUAUGCCACCGACAUAGCCUCGACUGAGAAGCCGCACUUCAAGUUGUCCCUGAAUGCAAAGGAGCUACUCAGGCAGGCGGCUGCGAAAAGCGAAAAUCGUUUGCGUGACGAGCAAAAGUCGGUGAAGAAUCAAAAGCGUAUUGUUCGCGUGCAGGAGUUAAUGAGCUGCGAGGAGGAGAAGCGCAAAUCAAAGCAAAAAGCAAAAUUAGAGCACAAACAGUCGAAGCUAAAGCAACAGGGUUCACUCCAAGCAAGCAAUGGACGCUUGUCGCUGGCCGCUGCGACUGCUGCUUCGACCAGCACAGCUACAGCUGCUAUCGGUGGUGGCCUAAGCACAGCAGACUCAUUCAAUCGCUCCGACAGCACACCCGAAGAACCACCACCACCCACUCUGGCUGGCCUCAAAUCACACACAACGGGGGCACAGACACCGCGUCAGGAGCUACCCACCAGCAGCAGUGCUACGGUCUCUGUGGAGAGACAGAUAUCGACUCCGAACAUGGCAUCCGCGGACGUUGAAGCUGGCGACGAGGAUGAGCCCACACGGUCAGCGCUGCUCGAGUCAAUUUGCAAAUUCAAUCGCGGCUCUUUGCGCAAAGUGCGAUCGAAUGAUUAAGGCAUUGGAUUAGGAGUGUCUCAUGAAUUUUACAUUAGUUAAAUUUUGGACCAAAUGUGGCGUUAUGAAAUAACGGAUCCAUUAAAUUACAAACAAAACCAAAAAGUAAAUGAAUGAUGUUAAAGAAGGAGAAGAUCAAAUCAAUUGAAUAACCAACAACUAUAAAUAAUUAUUAAAUACACACAUUGGUAAACGAAUGCAUCUUAUUAUUGGCAUAAACAUAAAUUAAUGUAAAAGUAAAGCAAAAACUUAACAAUCCAGCAUAAGUACUAAGUAUAACUAUAUUUACUAACGAAACCCACUGAAUCUGUGUCCACAAAACAAACUAAACAACAAGUUAAAUGUUUUAUUAACUCGAUAAUGAUAAAUACUUAUGUACGUCUGUCUACAGUAUAGUACUAUAUACUAUAUGAUAAGUUUCAAAUCACACUCGGUCAAAGCGGCCAACGGUACGCAACUAAAGCUUUACAUAUAUACAUAUACAAAAAAAAAAAACAAACAUAUACAAAUACAUGACCACUACACGACUGAGAAUAAUCUUUGGUACGAGGAUCUUAAAUGAGAAACAAAAUGAAAAAAAAAACCACAAGAAACUUUAGAAACUUUCCAAAAAUAUUAACGAUAAGUCUGCACCAAAAAUUAGCACAAUGGAUGCUCUAAUCUAAACUUAUAUGAUAUAAAAACAAGAACAACUUAAGAAGAAUAUGUAUAUGUAACUCACACAUUGUAAUUCGUUCCUCGAUGUCGUUCUUGUGCUCAACUGCACCUAACGAUUUUAAAAUG
Messenger RNA from Drosophila innubila, 2903 nucleotides. Its product is annotated as PX domain-containing protein kinase-like protein. NCBI's taxonomy places the organism in Eukaryota, Metazoa, Arthropoda, Insecta, Diptera, Drosophilidae. The record is from RefSeq and is a predicted model, not a curated record. Gene Ontology annotation, biological process: early endosome to late endosome transport; protein phosphorylation; endosome to lysosome transport. The coding region runs from base 210 to 2120 and encodes 636 amino acids. Gene Ontology annotation, cellular component: early endosome; late endosome; extrinsic component of endosome membrane. The transcript is spliced from 9 exons. Gene Ontology annotation, molecular function: ATP binding; protein kinase activity; phosphatidylinositol binding.